Molecule: messenger RNA, 4737 nt
Organism: Sphaerodactylus townsendi
Lineage: Eukaryota; Metazoa; Chordata; Lepidosauria; Squamata; Sphaerodactylidae
Gene: MSH3
Product: mutS homolog 3
Exons: 25
Coding region: 95-3565 (1156 amino acids)
Biological process (GO): mitotic recombination; mismatch repair; somatic recombination of immunoglobulin gene segments
Cellular component (GO): nucleus
Molecular function (GO): mismatched DNA binding; ATP-dependent DNA damage sensor activity; ATP binding
Source: RefSeq, a predicted model, not a curated record
UUUAGCUGACGGGAAGGGGAGGGUUCGUGGCAAGCACGAGCCAUUGAGGCGCUGCAGUUUUCCCGGGCUUCUCUUUUAUCGUUUGCGUUGCAAGAUGCCGCGAGGGCGAAGGAAGCAGCACCCGGGCGAUGUGGCCCGCGGGCAAACAGUGCUGAGUAAAUUCUUCCUGCCGUCUCCUUCAGCUGUCUCUACCUCCGCUCCUCCUGCUGAAGCGCUUGUUUCCUCCGAGGAGAGAUCACGCGGUGAUUCGGCGGCUCCAGCUUCUCUGUGCCCGGAACUUGAACCAGUUGGGAAAAGGAGAAGAACUGUAAAAAACAAAGACCAGCAUUCAAAGAAUUUGCAGUGUAGACAAAAGCAAGAGGGAGCUGGGGAGCAAAAAAAAUGUGCCAACCCUCGGAUAUGUUCAGAAACAUUUCUUAAAUUGCGAGAAUUUUCCAGCCACCUGGAACAGCCGAGUCAUAGAAUUCAUUCAGAGGUUUCUCAUGGAAGCCAGUUUGUGAAUUUGGAAAAAGGACAACAGUCAGACAUUGGAAACACUGGCAUUUUGUACUCUCAGAACGUUGAUAAGGAGGAAGCAUGCCUUCAAUUUAAUCAAUUUUCUUUAUCAGAUACAAAUUGUGAAAAUAUUCAAAAUACUUCGGAUUCAAUUCUCAACAAAAGAACCAAAUGUAUAUAUACACCACUUGAGCUCCAGUACCUAGAAGUGAAAAAUCAACAUAAAGAUGUUAUUUUAUGUGUUGAGUGUGGUUAUAAGUACAGAUUCUUUGGUGAAGAUGCAGAGGUUGCUGCUAAGGAACUGAACAUCUAUUGUCAUCAGAAUCACAACUUUAUGACUGCCAGCAUACCGACUCAUAGGCUGUUCGUUCAUGUUCGACGACUUGUAGCAAAAGGAUAUAAGGUAGGAGUUGUAAAACAAAUGGAAACAGCUGCCUUGAAGGCUGUUGGAGACAACAAAAGCUCUCUCUUCACCCGAAAACUAACUGCUUUGUAUACAAAGUCUACAGUUCUAGGAGAAGAUGUGAAUCCUUUACUGAACCUUGAUCAUUGUUCUGAUGCUGAGGCAGUAUCAUAUGAUGCCUGUGAUAAUUAUCUUCUCUGUAUCUGUGAAAGCAAAGAAAGUUUGAGGGAGAAAAGGCAGAACACUACGAUAGGUCUAGUGGCUGUCCAGCCUAGUACAGGGGAAGUUAUUUUUGACAGCUUUCAAGACUCUGUAGCUCGUUUAGAGUUGGAACGUCGGAUUUUAUGCCUGCAGCCCGUUGAACUUCUUCUUCCUGCAGAUGUGUCAAAUCAGACUGCAAAUCUUAUCAACACCGUGAGUUCUGUAAGUUUACAUGAUGACAGAAUUCGAAUUGAAAAAAUGGAAAACAAGCAUUUUGAAUACAGCAGUGCUUUCCAGCUGAUUACAGACUUUUAUGGCUGUCAAGAACAUGAUAACACAGGCUCUCAAACAUUGUCUUUCAUCUUGAACUUGGACAAGUCAAUAUUAUGCUGCUUGGCUGCCGUGAUAACUUACCUUAAAGAAUUUAAUUUAGAAAAAAUACUGUAUAACCUUAAUAAUUUUAAGAAGUUAUCAAGUGAAGCUGAAUUCAUGACACUUAAUGCAACUACGCUAAAAAAUCUAGAAAUCCUACACAAUCAAACUGACAGGAAAACAAAAGGCAGCCUGUUUUGGGUCUUGGAUCAUACAAAAACUUUAUUUGGACGACGGAAACUGAAGAAAUGGGUAACACAGCCUCUCUUGAAAUCCAGUGAAAUUGAUUCUCGACUUGAUGCUGUGUCUGAAGUUCUUAUGUCUGAAUCAAGCGUUCUUGGUCAAAUUAAGACCCUCCUAUAUAAAAUACCAGAUGUUGAGAGAGGACUCUGUACUAUUUAUCAUAAAAAGGGUUGUAGUGGCUUUGGACAGUAUGCUUUGAUAAUCAUUAUUAAACAGACAUUUGAACUGUUCUGGCUCAACUACCCUGUUACAUCUACAUUUCCUGGCUUAAAAGCUCAUGGCCUAGGCAGUAUAAUUACUUUCACUUUUAAUUGUCUGUUCCAAGGGGAUUCCUAUCUGGUUGUCCUUUUACUGACUCAGUUGGGAGCUGCUGUCACAGCACUGAUUCCAGCUAUACGUUCUCAGGUGAAAGCAUCUUUGUUGCAGAAGAGACUCUUGGAAAUACCAGAGUUACUCUGUUCAAUGAAAAAUUACUUAAAUAUACUUAAUGAAGAAGCAGCCAAAACUGGAAAUAAAACCCAGCUCUUCAAUGAUCUUAAAAACUUCCCCACAAUAAAGAAGCGGAAGGAUGAAAUUGAAGCAGUACUUCACCAGAUCCAGUUACACCUUCAAGAUAUAAGAAAAAAGCUAAAUGGUCUUUCUGUGGAUUAUAGAACAGUAUCUGGGCAAGAGUUUCUGAUUGAAGUCAAGAACUCUAUGAUAUCUUCCAUACCAUCUGACUGGAUUAAAGUUAGCAGCACAAAAACUGUCAGCCGUUUCCACACUCCAUUUAUUGUAGAAAAUUAUAAACAUCUGAAUCAGCUACGUGAGCAGCUAGUACUUGACUGCAGUGCUGAAUGGUUACACUUUUUAGACAAUUUUGGUGAACAUUAUCACUCUGCUUCUAAAGCCGUGGGUCACCUAGCAACUAUUGAUUGUGUCUUUUCCUUGGCUGAGGUUGCUAAACAAGGGGGCUAUUGCAGGCCAGUCAUAAAAGAUGACAGAUCAGAGAUAAUGAUAAAAAAUGGGAAACACCCAGUGAUUGACUUGUUGUUAGGGGAGCAAGAGCAGUAUGUUCCAAAUGAUACCCUCUUAUCGGAAGACAGUCAAAGGGCAAUGAUAAUUACUGGGCCUAAUAUGGGUGGAAAGAGCUCCUAUAUAAAACAAGUUGCAUUGAUCACCAUCAUGGCACAUAUUGGUUCGUAUGUACCAGCUGAGGAAGCAUCUAUUGGUAUUGUGGAUGGCGUAUUCACCAGAAUGGGUGCCACGGACAAUAUAUUCAAAGGUCACAGUACAUUUAUGGAAGAACUGACAGAUACAGCUGAAAUAAUUAGAAAAGCAACCUCACGUUCACUUGUAAUUUUGGAUGAACUUGGGAGAGGAACCAGCACACAUGAUGGAAUUGCUAUUGCAUAUGCUACGCUAGAAUAUUUUAUUAAAGAUGUGGGUUCACUGACAUUGUUUGUCACCCAUUAUCCCCCAGUGUGUGAGUUAGAAAGGGUCUAUCCAAGUCAGACUGGGAAUUACCAUAUGGCUUUUCUGAUAAAUGAAGAGGAUCGUGAAGCAGAAAGGGCAACUGAUCAUGAAGAAAUCCCUGGAUUUGUCACUUUCCUUUAUCAAAUAACAAGAGAGGUUGCUGCAAGCAGUUAUGGGCUAAAUGUUGCCAGACUAGCAGAUGUUCCUGAUGAAAUUCUUAAGAAGGCAGCUCACAAAUCGAAAGAACUGGAGAGAUUAAUGAAUAUGAAAAGGAAAAGGCUGAUGUCAUUUGCUAGAUUAUGGAAUGCUAAUGAUGCUAGAGAUCUGCAAAAAUGGAAAAGUAUGUGUGAAACAGAAGUUGAUGGAACCAAUGGCAAAAAUGAUAAUACUUGUUGAAUGAAGACUGAAUUGACAUAGAAUGUUUAAAAUUUACCAUACAAAAGAAUUUAUAAGUAGCAUUUAAAAUUUCUUAACAUGAACAAGUAGACUUAGAAUUAAGUGGCUAACAGCUGGUUCUCAUGGUCAUUUUUAAAUCGUUUAAACCAUUUCAGGGAAGCAAUUAUGUGGAACAGCAAACCAUGUGAAGUGUUGCUGCUUUUAUCUUCUAAAUGUCUUUUCAUACUAGGCUGAAAUGGCACUUCCAUGACAGAUUGAUGUUCACACGCAAGGACAAUUUUAUCUAGAAAAAUCUACAGUGUGAAAGACUCUUUUUUCCAAAUGUAUUGGAAGCUUUGUGCUUCUCCUUUAUUUAUGGUUUUUGAAAAUGUUUUCUUAAUGUACAUUGGAUGUAUUUAUUGAAAUAGAAUUAUGGUCUCCCAUAUUUACUUUCCAAAUAUAGGCUGAUUUUAUCAACUUUAUUUCCAGCCUUUACACAUAGUAAUUUACUUCAGGUAAAACACAGCUUUUUGUAUUUGCUGAAGUUUACUGUCAUUAUUUGCUGAAAUCAUGUUUGUCAAUUGCAGAAAAAGAUUUUUCAAUUAAUAGAAUAGAUCUCACAGAAGAGCUGAUAGAAGAUGAUGGUUGAGCUGACCCUUCCUCGCCUAUCCAUUUUUCCAGUAAUUUGUUGCUUGUGCCAGAAACCCACUCUGUGAAUCAGAAGACCAUUGUGAACAAAAUCCACCACUGUACAAGGGGCUGCUGCAAAGGUGGAAAUUUGAAUUAGAUUGCCUCUGCCACCAACAGUGAUUUCUCCUUCCUAACUGCAGCCUCUUGAAAUAUCUUGCCCCUCUAAGGAUUUUCAGGACAAUCAGCAAGUUUGGGGGGAAGGGGCAAGCAGGAAAAGGUCUGUUCACUAACACCUUUUUUUGCAAGAUCCAACUCAACAGCUUUUUAAAAAGUUGCAAUUUGCUUAUUAAAAUAAUUUAUAUUUAUAAAUAAUCAUUUCUACCUGAAAUCAAUGAAAUUAAAGCAUAGAAUUGUAUUUGUUUGUGAUUUAAUGGAUGCAGAUGUUUUAUAUUACCAUACUUUUUAAUGGACAUAGGCUCCCAGCUGACAUUCUUGUCUUUCUCAUAAAAUACAUUGUGGGCAGAUCACUGAUCUUUCUCACAAAAGUCUUCUAGGAUAUAAAA